AUGGCAACUUCUGAAGAAGCACCAUAUGGACGGCUCCUCAAUUUCCUCGAAUCGGGUCACUUUGCCGACUUCACCAUCAAAUGCAAGGGCCAUGAGUGGAAAGUGCACAAGGUCAUCAUCAGUGCUGACUGUGGGUUCUUUCGGAGGAUGUAUAUGAGCAACUUUAAGGAGGUUGGUGAAGGCGCCGUGGAUUUUCCGGAAGAUGAUCCUAAACUGAUUGCACGACUGAUUUUCUUUUUGUACACCGAAUACUAUCCUGUCUGGAAACCAGGACAGGCCCAAGGAAAUGCUAGAACGGUAGCAUCCUCGAAGUGGAUGAAGUCUCUUCGUGAGUUGCUUCAUUCAGAGGACAUCUUCAUCAACAAAGAACAGGGAGAGAUCUAUGAAUCAGUAGGCACAGAGAGUUUGGCUACUGAUACCUGGAUGCACGAACUUGCCGGCAGACUUGAUGUACCCAAGCUGGCAGCAGAAGCACAAAAGAAUUAUGGGCAAGCCAUAAGUCGACUUGAAGCGUUGCAUACAAUGGGAUCUGAAGAUUACUGUUUAAUGGAAGACUUUGCGACUUCCGUGAAGGUGGUGUAUCAAACAACAUCGGCCACCGAUCGCAGGCUCAGAGACAUUGCACUAUUCAGUGUCCAGGACUGCUUGAGUUAA
Messenger RNA from Endocarpon pusillum Z07020, 654 nucleotides. RefSeq lists its product as uncharacterized. Gene Ontology annotation, molecular function: protein binding. The record is from RefSeq and is a predicted model, not a curated record. The coding region runs from base 1 to 654 and encodes 217 amino acids. Lineage: Eukaryota; Fungi; Ascomycota; Eurotiomycetes; Verrucariales; Verrucariaceae. The transcript has 2 exons.